This is a messenger RNA of Pterocles gutturalis (yellow-throated sandgrouse), 889 nucleotides long. Its product is annotated as rho guanine nucleotide exchange factor 26-like. Gene Ontology annotation, biological process: activation of GTPase activity. The annotation marks the transcript as partial. Lineage: Eukaryota; Metazoa; Chordata; Aves; Pterocliformes; Pteroclidae. Gene Ontology annotation, molecular function: protein binding; guanyl-nucleotide exchange factor activity. The record is from RefSeq and is a predicted model, not a curated record. The transcript has 7 exons.
CUGGGCUGCUAAGUCCUCUGAAGUAACUGACAUUUUAUUUCAGACUAUUUGUCAGAAAACUCCGAAAGAUUCACCAAAAUACGAGAACUGCAAGCAAGCUCUGAAAGAAGUGAGCAAGUUGGUGCGUUUGUGCAAUGAAGGCGCCCGGACGAUGGAGAGGACAGAAAUGAUGUACACCAUUAACUCCCAGCUGGAGUUUAAAAUCAAGCCCUUUCCGUUGGUUUCCUCCUCACGGUGGUUAGUGAAAAGGGGCGAAUUAACAGCGUAUGUGGAAGACACUGGGCUUUUUUCGAAAAGAACUUCUAAACAGCAGGUGUACUUCUUCCUCUUUAAUGAUGUCCUCAUUAUCACCAAGAAGAAGAGUGAUGAGAGUUACAAUGUCACAGAUUAUUCUUUAAGGGACCAGCUGGUGGUACAACAGUGUGACAGUGAGGACCUGACCUCUUCUCCUGUCAAGAAUGCUUCAACUAUGCUCUACUCACGGCAGAGUUCUGCAGCUCACCUCUUCCGGCUGUCGGUCCUCAGUAACCACGCAGGAGAGAAGGUGGAGAUGCUCCUGGGAACAGAGACUCAGAGUGACAGAGCGCGCUGGAUUGCAGCACUCGGACAGGACAGAGACGGGCAGCAAACCGACAGGACAACUUUGACUCAGGUAGAGAUCAUCAGAACUUACACAGCCAAGCAGUCAGACGAACUGUCUCUUCAAGUUGCUGAUGUUGUUUUGGUUUAUCAAAAAGUAAAUGAUGGUUGGUAUGAAGGGGAACGCUUGCGGGAUGGCGAAAGAGGUUGGUUUCCCAUGGAGUGUGCUAAAGAAAUCACAUGCCGUGCCACAAUUGACAAGAACAUGGAGCGGAUGGGACGCUUACUUGGCCUAGAAACCAAUGUAUAG